Molecule: messenger RNA, 973 nt
Organism: Scaptodrosophila lebanonensis
Lineage: Eukaryota; Metazoa; Arthropoda; Insecta; Diptera; Drosophilidae
Gene: U2A
Product: probable U2 small nuclear ribonucleoprotein A'
Exons: 1
Coding region: 142-924 (260 amino acids)
Biological process (GO): mRNA splicing, via spliceosome
Cellular component (GO): U2 snRNP
Molecular function (GO): protein binding; U2 snRNA binding
Source: RefSeq, a predicted model, not a curated record
UGCUCGUCCCUAACGCCACUCGCGUCGGCAAUAAUAAUUUGUGCUUCUUUGGAUUUUAACGCAAUAUUUAUAAAAUAAGUCAAUUAUCUGCUCAUAGGAAGUCUUUUUGUACAGUUCUCUCUGAACCUAAUACCGGCCGACAUGGUGAAACUAACGCCGGAGCUGAUCAAUCAGUCGAUGCAGUACAUUAAUCCGUGCAGAGAGCGAGAGCUUGAUUUGCGCGGCUACAAAAUACCACAGAUCGAAAACCUGGGCGCUACUCUGGAUCAGUUCGACACCAUUGAUUUGUCAGACAAUGAUCUGCGCAAGUUGGACAAUCUGCCACACCUCCCGCGUUUAAAGUGCCUAUUGUUGAACAACAACCGCAUCUUACGCAUCGCCGAGGGAUUGGAGGAGGCGGUGCCCAACCUGAAUUCCAUCAUUUUGACAGGCAACAAUUUGCAGGAGCUGAGCGACUUAGAGCCACUGACUGCGUUCACAAAGUUAGAGACAAUUUGCCUGCUAAUUAAUCCAGUCUCUACGAAGACUAAUUACCGCGAGUACAUGGCGUUCAAGUUCCCACACCUACGGUUGCUGGACUUCCGAAAAAUAAGACAGAAAGAUAGACGUGCUGCUCAAGAGUUCUUCCGCAGCAAACAGGGCAAGGAUAUGCUGAAAGAGGUGGCCAAAAAGUCAAAGCUGAGCGCAGCUGCGGCUCUGGCGGCAGAAGCGAACGGCAAAGUGGCCAGCGACGGUGGACAUUUUGCGAAUCCAGAAGACAUGCAGCGUAUACGUGAAGCAAUCAAACGCGCCAGCUCCCUUGCAGAAGUGGAAAGACUGUCACAGAUCCUGCAAAGUGGUCAACUGCCGGAAAAGUUCCUUCACGAGCUUGGGCAAAACGGGUCGACACAUAAUGGGACUGCUGCCGUGGCGAUGGAAUACUAGAUGGCCUCUAACUUGUAGAAAAUAUAUGAUAAUAAAGCAUAGUAACAAA